Molecule: messenger RNA, 1032 nt
Organism: Manihot esculenta (cassava)
Lineage: Eukaryota; Viridiplantae; Streptophyta; Magnoliopsida; Malpighiales; Euphorbiaceae
Product: nicotianamine aminotransferase 1
Exons: 7
Coding region: 1-1032 (343 amino acids)
Biological process (GO): biosynthetic process; amino acid metabolic process
Molecular function (GO): transaminase activity; pyridoxal phosphate binding
Source: RefSeq, a predicted model, not a curated record
AUGGUAAAGGAAGCUGUUUGUUUGUGUCGAUUUAAUUUUAUAGGGCUAUUGCAGAGCAUCUCUCGAGACCUUCCAUACCAUUUAUCUGCAGAUGAUAUUUAUCUUACAGUAGGUUGCACACAAGCUAUAGAAGUCGUCGUAUCAGUGCUUGCUCGUCCUGGUGCUAACAUUCUGCUUCCUAGACCAGGCUACCCAACUUAUGAAGCCUUUUCACGUUUCAGCAAGCUUGAAGUGCGCCAUUUUGAUCUUAUACCAGAAAAAGGUUGGGAGGUUGAUAUUGAAUCUGUUGAAGCAAUUGCAGAUGAGAAUACUGUUGCUAUGGUUAUCAUCAACCCUGGAAAUCCUUUUGGAAAUGUCUUCACAUACCAUCAUUUGAAAAAGAUUGCAGAGACUUCAAGAAAACUUGGGAUAUUAGUGAUUGCUGAUGAGGUUUAUAAUCACAUAGCGUUUGGAAGUAACCCAUUUGUGCCCAUGGGCAAAUUUGGAUCCAUUGUGCCUGUUCUUACUCUGGGAUCUUUAUCCAAAAGAUGGAUACUUCCUGGUUGGCGGAUUGGCUGGAUUGCAGCAUGUGAUCCUGAUGGUGUCUUUGAGGAAUGUGGGAUUAUCAAGAGCAUUAAGAGCUAUCUCAGCUUCUGCACUGCAACUACAACUUUCAUUCAGGCAGCAAUUCCAGAAAUCCUGGAGAGAACAAAAGAAGAAUUCUUCUUGAAAAUUAUUAAUAUCACAAGUGAAGCAGCAGAUAUAUGUUAUGAAAGGAUUAAGGAGAUCCCUUGUAUUUCUUGUCCACACAAACCAGAUGGAUCCAUGUUUAUUAUGGUAAAACUAAACCUCUCUUUGCUUCAAGACAUUAUUGAUGACAUGGAUUUCUGUCUCAAGCUAGCCAAAGAGGAAUCUGUUAUUGUCCUACCAGGAGUAGCAGUGGGACUCAAAAAUUGGCUGCGCAUAUCAUUUGCUAUGGAACCAGAACAACUUGAACAAGGGCUUGAGAGGAUAAAAACGUUCUGCCAGAGGAAUGCCAAGAAUAAUGCAUAG